This is a messenger RNA of Gamsiella multidivaricata, 1330 nucleotides long. RefSeq lists its product as uncharacterized. NCBI's taxonomy places the organism in Eukaryota, Fungi, Mortierellomycota, Mortierellomycetes, Mortierellales, Mortierellaceae. The transcript has 2 exons. Bases 67 to 1173 code for a protein of 368 amino acids. The record is from RefSeq and is a predicted model, not a curated record.
GUUCGUUUGGGUUCGCGAGUGCGCUUGUGCUGCCUGAGCAAACUCCUCCCGCUGUUCAUCUACACCAUGUCGCGAAACGUGCCCUUUGAAGAUCCGCUACUGCACCCACCAACGCCGCCCAUCGCCCCAAAGACUGCCAUCGAGACACAGCAGGACCAAGCACAGCAACAGCAGCAUUUGCAUACCCAGCAGGUCGAUGACGGGCCCAUCCCAUUUCAGUCCUCUUCCUCGGCCGACACCUCCGCUGUGUUUUCGCCACCGCCCUUUCCAGCCCAAUCUGCUGCUGCAGUAGCAACUCCACCUUUGGUUGCCAAGGCAACUCCUGAUUUUGUCGAUCCACUCACAGCCGCCGCUUUAGAAGACCAGGACGGCCAUGGCCAUUCAAGGACGUCGAUAGUGACAGAGUCAAGGACAGGAACAGAGCGCAUCGGAUCCAGCUCCACCGUGCUUCAAGCACCCUCGCCAAACAUAAGCAUCCCUGCCAAUAACAACAGCAUGCCGACAGAGUUCCCAACGCACUUGGCUUCUCCACCAAUUCCUCAGAAACCCUUGUCCAUCGGAGACACGACCUUUUCUGCUUUCCAGACCUUUUCGUCCGCGCUUGAGCCUUCAAUGACCUCUGGAACAUCGGUACCCACAAUAGUCUCCGGAUCGGGUGUGCCUCAAGUAGGCGAGGUCCCCAAUCUGCGUCCGGAUAGCAGUCUCAGCGCCCAUUCACAGGAGUCUCCUUUGUCUGCGGGACUAGGCUUCGGUGCCCACGAUGGCCAAGGCCUUGGAAGCGAUACGGCGGCUGGACAGCAACGUCAUCAAAAACAAUGGGCGCAGCAGCAAUCGACGGUGAUAUCCACCCAUCCUUCGCGAUUGGGCUUGCAGGACCACUCCGAUAUGGAGAGGCAAGACCUCAAAAGUCCUGAACAGGAGACUUCGAUCAACCAUCCGUUCCAUGGAACACCAGGCGCCAGUUCGUUCCCAGAUGAACCUCUACACACAGGCACACAAAGCAAUGCUCAAUUGCACAUCAGACCAGUAGCCCAUGGUCGGGAGCAUUCUGUCGGGAUUCGAUCUCCCGUGUUUGCAGUUCCUCAAAGCCCAAUGCGUCAGGAAGGGUUGCCAGUGCUGAACUCACACAGCAUGUUCCAUGAGAUCACCAUGGUAAGCAGAUCGGCCUCUUAAUAGGCUAUGAUUGCAUGUGUAGACCAGGACUCUUAUGAAGAUACUCAUCUGUCUCUACAAAUAGCCGGAUGCGAUGAACGAUUUGAUGAUUAAACAUGUCCCUGCAGAGCAGCGCGUGCUGAGAGACUGGAAUACUUUGACAGAGGCCGAACAGCGA